Molecule: messenger RNA, 2658 nt
Organism: Acanthosepion pharaonis
Lineage: Eukaryota; Metazoa; Mollusca; Cephalopoda; Sepiida; Sepiidae
Source: the annotation of a GenBank genome assembly
AUGGGGCCUCCAGGUCUACCGGGAUUUAAUGGAACUCAUGGUCUAGACGGAAAAGAUGGCAAAGAUGGAGAGCCUGGAUUGCCAGGAAUGAAAGGAGAACGUGGGCUACCAGGGCUACCCUCACACGGAAAAUAUGACGAAGGAUCCGGCGAUUUUAUUGGUGCAUUUGCGAAGGGAGAAAAAGGAGAACCUGGUAUUGGUAUCCCUGGAGAACCCGGAGUUCCAGGUAUUACUGGAGAACCCGGCGAAGCAGGCACACCCGGAAUCAAUUGUAUGAAUGCCAGUCUUACUGACUUACUUGGAGAAACGGACAGCCUCUGCAAGUUGACAAUUAAGGGCGCACAAGGGAUAAGAGGUGAAACGGGACCACCUGGACCUCCCGGCCUUAAGGGUGACAUAGGACAUAAGGGACAGAAAGGUGAUUUUGUAAUUGGUGAACCCGGACGUGAUGGAGAGCCUGGAGCUAAAGGACCACGAGGUUUUGAAGGCUUAGCAGGUCUUCCAGGUCCCCAAGGACCACAGGGAGAUAAAGGAGAACCUGGCGCUGGUAUACCUGGAGAACCAGGUAGAGAUGGGAAACCGGGAGAAAAAGGCUCGAAGGGCGAACGCGGUCUCGAUGGUCUUCCUGGCGACGGUAAUGCCACGUUGAUCAAAGGAGCCACUGGCGAGAAAGGUGAAGUAGGCCCACCUGGAGAACCAGGAGCAGCCGGACUGAUAGGACUUCCGGGUGUCACAGGAACGAAAGGUGAACCUGGUGAAGUAGGCUUGCCCGGAUCACCUGGUGUUCCCGGUCAACUCGGAGAAACGGGACCAAAGGGCGCAAUGGGUCCCAGGGGAUUAAUCGGAUUACCGGGAGAAGAAGGCCGAAAAGGAGAGCAAGGUACAGAUGGUCCACCGGGAUUACCAGGAGAACAUGGAAGAGAUGGAAUCGCAGGUGAACCUGGAGAACCAGGUCCAGUCGGACCGAAAGGUAUGGCAGGAGAAAUUGGACUUCCUGGACCUGCAGGCCCCAGAGGUCUUAUUGGUCCCCAAGGACACCCAGGAAAACCAGGCACUCCAGGAACGAAGGGUUCCAAAGGUGAAAGAGGAAGCGACGGCUUACCAGGUCUACCUGGCGGCGUUGCUGGAAGUGGUGAUGGAGUUUUUGAUGGACCCGUUGGCCGACACGCUAUUCAAGGGAAAAAGGAGAGAAAGGUGAAUCAGGACUUCAAGGUCUGGCAGGACUUGAUGGCUACCCUGGUGAAACUGGUGCUCCAGGAGAGAAAGGGGAACCUGGAGAAAGGAGAGAAAGGUGAAUCAGGACUUCAAGGUCUGGCAGGACUUGAUGGCUACCCUGGUGAAACUGGUGCUCCAGGAGAGAAAGGGGAACCUGGAGUAAAUGGAUUUGAUGGUGUGCCUGGAAAGAUGGGUGACCCGGGACCAAAAGGUGAUAAAGGAAGUGAGGGACCAAGAGGAUAUAGUGGCGAGCAAGGCGUUCCUGGUCUUAAAGGAAUGAAUGGCAUACCAGGUAGAAAUGGUCCAUCAGCCUACAUCUACGUCCGUCACAGUCAGUCCGCAACGACCCCUGUUUGCUUUGAUAAUCACACCCAGAUAUGGGAUGGAUACAGUUUACUACACACGGAAGACGAGGGCAGAAUCCACGUUCAAGAUUUAGGUCUUGGCGGAUCUUGUCUCCAAAAGUUCAGUCCUAUCCCGUUCAUGUUUUGUACAAUCUCCGGCGUCUGCAACUAUGCCAGUCGAACUGCCACCAGUUAUUGGUUAUCCACAGGAAAGACCGUUCCCAUGAUGCCUAUUGAUGGUGAGGAAGUUAUGGAACACAUCAGUCGUUGCGUUACAUGUCAAGCACCAGCUCCACUCAUAGCCAUCCACAGUCAAUCAAUCAUGGCACCCGUUUGUCCGCAAGGAUGGAAAGAAUUAUGGAUGGGCUUCAGUUUCGUUAUGCAUACCAUUGGAGCCGUGGGUGGAGGUCAACCCCUUGGAAGUCCUGGCAGUUGUUUGGAGACAUUCUAUUUCAAUCCGUAUAUUGAGUGCAAUAACCGCGGUGAAUGUUAUUACUUCCACGACAAACAUUCUUACUGUAAUAAUUUGUCUUUUCCUUUGUUUCCUUUUUCUCUCUUAAUCUCUGUAUAUUUUUCCUCUCUUCAUUUCCACAUUUUCCUACAUUCUCUUUUCUUACUCCUUUCUUUAUUCCCUCUCUUCCUCUCUCUGUUUUCAGUGUUUCUUCUUUCUUCGUUUUACUUUAAACCUCAUCUCUUUUCUUUCUUUCUUUCUUUCUUUCUUUCUUUCUUUCUUUCUUUCUUCCUUUCUUUCUUCCUUCCUUUCUUCCUUUCUUUCUUCCUUCCUUCCUUUUUUUCUUUCUUCCUUCCUUUCUUUCUUUCUUCCUUUCUUCCUUUCUUUCUUUCUUUCUUUCUUUCUUUCUUCCUUUCUUUCUUUCUUUCUUUCUUUCUUUCUUUCUUCCUUUCUUUCUUUCUUUCUUUCUUUCUUUCUUUCUUCCUUUCUUCCUUUCUUUCUUUCUUUUCUUUUUCCUUUCUUUUUCUUCCUUUCUUUCUUUCUUUCUUUCUUUCUUCCUUUCUUCCUUUCUUCCUUUCUUUCUUUCUUCCUUUAUUUCUUUCUUUCUUUCUUCUUUUCUUCAUUUCCGUUUAUGAUAUGUCAGUCUAA